GUUCCAUAGACAGGCUGCUUCCUGUCUGUAUCCUUCUACGUAAAGCUGCGGGUGCCCUGUGUGCCCUACUGACUGGCACAUGGCCUGUCUCUUUCGGAGGGCAAUAGCUGAGCAGGUACCGGGUUCUACCCUCCCCUCAUACCCGUCCCCAGCCCCGCUCAGAGCCAGCUAGUGACAUGUCUGCUGUCAGUGUCAUGCACUUAUUCAAUAAUGCAGGUGUCAUUUCAAAUCAGUGAAAGAGAAUGCACAACAAUUGAAGUCAAUAAAUAAUAAAGGGUUUUAUUUACUAUGUCAGCUGAAUACAAGUACCGUUACAAAAAUAACCUCCAUAGAUGGUGCCCUUGACCUUCUUGUGGAUUACAUUCUACAGCUUACAUUUCAUUGGACAAUGUACAUUACAGGUCUGCUUCGUUUAAAAUAAUCCAUAAAUAAAAUGAUCAUGUUGUCAGUCACUUUAUCAUUGUUCUGUUUAGUAACUUUUCUGGAGGACACUAACAAUCGAGUUCCUGGAUUUUAUAGUUUAUUCACUAAACACAAAAUUCUAUUGAAUUGAAAAUGAAACUAUAACAUUGUCAGCUAUUAACUCCAUUUCUGUUUUAGUCUCUGCUUGGUAUUUUUACUUUGAUUUGAAAUUCUAUUUUCAGUUGAUGACGCUUCAAUAUUUAGUGAAUAAAUUACCUUUAUUAGAAGUUCAGUGGUUAGAAUUUCCAAUUUUAAUGUAUUUUUCCUUUAUGCAGAAAACAUCUGCUCAAAAAUGCAUGUUUGGGAAUAAAAAAUGUUUUACAAUGUAAACAGAAAUUGUUAUAAAAUGUAAUUCAAUUUGUAAUUAAGAAUUAUAGAUAUAUUUAAAAUCAUGAAAUCAAUUCAUCAUACAGGCUGAGGGAUUGAGCAGACAAACUGGUGCUGUCAAUAGAAUGUUAAGGUUAAAAUGUUGAAAAACGUCUUUACUCCAUUAAUUCAAGUUAGUACUCAAAGCACCAAAACAACUUUAGCUUAACGCCUUAAGGAUGCAGCUUCAGAAGCUGGACAUACACUUAAAGGGACACUAUAGUCAACGGAACACCUACAGCUUAUUGUAUUUGUUCUGGUGAGUAGAAUCAUUCCCUUAAGGCUUUUUGCAGUAAACACUGCUGUUUCAGAGAAAAUGCAGUGUUUACAUUACAGCCUAGGGAUAACUUCACCGGCCACUCCUCGGAUGGCUACUAGAGGUAUUUCCUGGGGCAGUGCUGCACACUGUGCAGUACUACCAUUCAGCAUCUCCUCCCUUUACUUGCAGACACUGAACUUGCCUGAAAGAAAUGCAUUGAUUCAAUGGAUCUCUAUGAGGAGAUGCUGAUUGGCCAGGCUGUGUUUGACUUGUGCUGGCUCUGCCCCUGAUCUGCCUCCUUGACAGUCUUUGCCAAUCCUGUGGAAAAGCAUUGUGAUUGGCUCACAGAAUCACUUCUGAUGAUGUCAGGCAGCUCAGUGGCAGCUGCAGCAGCUGCACACUGGAAUAAAUUAUUUUACUAUAUUUAAUGAGGCAGGGGCUAGAUGGUGAUUUUAACACUGUAUGGUCAAGAAUACAUAUUUAUGGUCCUGAGCCUAUAGUGUUCCUUUUAAAGACAUAAGCAUUUUUUGUAUUUUAUGCUGUUUUGUGUUCAAUUGCAAUUUGCAUAUUUCUUAUUUAUUGCACCAACACAUAUUAUAUACUGGAUUCCAAAAUCCAAAGUGCGUUAUAAGGCGUUUCAAACACUAUCAAGUGCAGGUAACAUAAUAUUGUAGCAGCUACCACACAAAUGCAGGAACUUUCAACCCCUACAAAAUACAAUGUGAUGCGUAGAGGGGCUUAGGAGGAUGAGGUGCGUGGAUGGGUUCGAGGGGGGAAGACAUAUGGGGCGGACUAUAUAAAUACCAAUAAUAUUAAUAUUCUUUUACACCAUUUCACUGCUGUUUUAAUCCUUAGGGGUAAGUGUAUAUUUUACUAGCGCUCCACAUUUGCAACUAGUGGUGAGGGUUUUUUUUUUUUUUUUAUCACUUAGUUUCUACGUUUGUACAUAUUAUAUACUGGUUUUUUUAAAGGACCAAAGGGGCUUUAAUUUGAUGUGACAUAUACAUAUAUAAAUUCUCAUUUAUUAUUUUUUUUUAAAUGGAAAAAAAAAAAUGUGACAAUUUCAGGUUUUUUAAGUAUGAAUUUUCAUGGUUUUGAUGGGUCCGUGUUCCAUUUUGGAGCAUUUUAUCAGGUUACUUAUUCAAACUACCCCAUAAUGGCAUACCAUUUCUUAAAGAAGACACCCCAGGUUAUUUCAAAAGGCAUAUUUUGAACCUUAGUGUGCGAUAAUAUUUUCACUAGCUUGUACCGCCAGUAUAGUGGUAAUUAGCAUUUUUUUUUAUUACUUUUUGACACUCAUAGUGAGUUUUUACUGUAUAUUUUGCCAACCUUAUCUGUGCUAUCGCAGUCAAAUACUUCAUAUGCCGCUCAGUCUAAGUACAGAAGUACUCCAUAUGUACCUUUGCCAAGUAUAUGUGGACAUUGAAGGGGCACAAUUAAAGGAACACUAUAGUCACCUAAAUUACUUUUUCUAAAUAAAGCAGUUUUAGUGUAUAGAUCAUUCCCCUGCAAUUUCACUGCUCAAUUCACUGUCAUUUAGGAGUUAAAUCACUUUGUUUCUGUUUAUGGAGCCGUAGCCACACCUCCCCUGGCUAUGAUUGACAGAGCCUGCAUGGAAAAAAAAAACUGGUUUCACUUUCAAACAGAUGUAAUUUACCUUAAAUAAUUGUAUCUCAAUCUCUAAAUUGAACUUUAAUCACAUACAGGAGGCUCUUACAGGGUCUAGCAAGCUAUUAACAUAGCAGGGGAUAAGAAAAUCUUAAUUAAACAGAACUUGCAAUAAAGAAAGCCUAAAUAAGGCUCUCUUUACAGGAAGUGUUUAUGGAAGGCUGUGCAAGUCACAUGCAUGGAGGUGUGACUAGGGUUCAUAAACAAAGGGAUUUAACUCCUAAAUAGCAGAGGAUUGCGCAGUGAGGCUGCAGUGGCAUGUUCUAUACACCAAAACUGCUUCAUUAAGCUAAAGUUGUUCAGGUGGCUAUAGUGUCCCUUUAAGACACAGCCGUUUCAGUUUUAUUCAUACUUUGAAUUUUUUUUUACGCUGGGUCCAUGUCCCAUUUUGGAGUUAUAUAACAGGUAGCUUAUACCAACUACCCUACAAAGGCAUACCAUUCCAUAAAGAAGAAACCCCAGGAUAUUUGAAAAGGCAUAUUUUGAACCAUUGCAUAGGAUAAUUUAGCAUAGGAAAUCAGAUCACAAUAAAAUAGUGAGAUCUGUAUUUUGAUCACUGCAGACACUAAAUGAUUUGCAGGGGAAGGGUUAAUUUUUUAUUAAUCUAGUAUAAGGGGGUUGUGAUUUUAACCUAAUAUGUUUUUUGUUGUUGUGGGGUUUUUUUAUAGGCAGAAACAAAUCAGCACUAAUCCGUCUCUCUCCACUUCACACUGCACAAGGAGGUUAAGGGAGGUGGAUUAGGAGCCCCUGCAGCACAUGUGAUCACUCUGAUUGGCCAGGACAUGUUAUAUUUUAUUUGUUAGCAGUAGUUCUGUUUCACAGGUCACUUAAUGAUGCAGUCAAUCUUAAUGUAACAUUGUUUCCGCUGUUUCUUUACAGGUUUCCCGAAUUGUGGGGUUGCCGUCAGAAACUGUUGCCCAGUCUAUUCGAGCAGUUCCAGUUCACAGAAAGCAGUAAAUAUUAUAAUUUUUUGUAUCUUUUACCAAUUUUGUAAUGAGCGUUGCAUUCCAUGAUAUUGUCUUUGUUCUCCUUAUAUUGUCGCGCACUAAUAAAAUCACAAAAGAUUUCAAGAAAAACAAUGUAUUUUAUAUCCAUUACAGCUUAGCUUCUCCAUAGUUGUUAGGGCAGGAUUAAUUCAUUACUCAAAAUUGCCCCCAAAUUGUUUGCCUUGAAUUACAAACCAGGUAUUGAACUUUACUAGCCACCUUAAAGGACUACUACAUACAAAUGUGCAUUCCUGACACUAUAGGUUUAUAGUCCCCCCUUACAAAGGUGAUUUACUCACUUUUUUUUCAGCACUGAACAAAAUAGUGCCUGGCCCAGCCCCUGCUCUGCCUCAGUUUAGAUAAUCUCAGCCAAUCCAAUGCUUUACCAUAGGAAAGCAUUGGAAUGCUAUUGUGCAUGCAAAGUAGUGUGUGCAGAAGGUAAUAGGGGCUGUAGGAAGUGCCAGAGGGUAGGGGUUGCAGAGGGUGCCGGUAGGUAUGGGGCUGCAAAGGGUGCUGGGGGGAAGGGGCUGCAGAGGGUGCUGGAGUGGCAGGGGGAAGAGGUUGUUAAGUGUACCAGGUGGUAGAGGCUGUAGAGGGUGCAUGGGUGUAGGAGCUGCAGAGGGUGCAUGGGGGUAGGGGCUGCAGAGGGUGCAUGGGAGUAGGGGCUGCAGAGGGUGCAUGGGAGUAGGGGCUGCAGAGGGUGCAUGGGAGUAUGGGCUGCAGAGGGUGCAUGGGAGUAUGGGCUGCAGAGGGUGCAUGGGAGUAGGGGCUGCAGAGGGUGCAUGGGAGUAUGGGCUGCAGAGGGUGCAUGGGAGUAUGCAGAGGGGCUGCAGAGGGUGCAUGGGAGUAUGGGCUGCAGAGGGUGCAUGGGAGUAUGGGCUGCAGAGGGUGCAUGGGAGUAGGGGCUGCAGAGGGUGCAUGGGAGUUGGGGCUUUAGAGGGUGCAUAGGGGUAGGGGCUAUAGAGGGUGUAGGAGCUGUAGAGGGUACCGGUGUAUAAUAUGAAUUGUAGUAAGUGUAAAGCUAUGGGGGUUUGGGGUGUAAAGGGGAUGUGGAGGAGUUUAUAAAAUUAAAAUAUCUUUGAUAAAAAAAUAAAAUAAAAAAAAGGGAGCUCCCCAGAGCAGUGUUACAGGCAGCCUGUAUGCUCUGUGUGGCUGUGGUCACUAAGACAGGCACACUGAGGGGCAGCCUAGUGGGGUCUUUGGGAUGGCCCCUUAGCUAUAUCUCGGUGUGCCCAGCAAGGGGGAGAAGAUUUGUAGCAGCAGGGGCUAGCGGAAGGCUGUGCAGCCACUUGCUGCGUGCAGGCUGGCUGCAGAACCUGCUAAACUCCCUAUCUAAGCAAUUACUGCACUGCACCACAGACGGGCCCCCCAGAGCCCCGGGCCUUCGGUCCAUGACCGAUUUGCCCGAGUGCUCAGUCGGCCCCUGGAGCUGUGUUCCAGAUUUACCUGAGCUUGAUAAGAUUAGCAGUAGUUUGUUGCAAUCAAAAAUGCCAUUACCCAGCAUUUUUUUUUUAUCACCUCACUGCUUUUCUUGGCAAGUCAUGCAUCUAAAAGAGUUUUGGCCUGUCUGGGUAUACACUGAGGCUGGAAAGAUUUUUAGGGGCAGUGUGUCUCAUUCUUUGUCCAGGAAAUUAAAAAAGUACGCCAUGAUUUUGAAAUUCUGUGUGCAGUCUAGCCUUCUCAUUUGGCUAUUAGGUAAGCUGAUAUAUAGCUUAUAUAUUUUUACUAAUUUCUAUUGAUUGACCAUAGGGUUUCAAGAGAUAUUAAGUAUAAAGAUUUGUAAUUUUUUUUAAAAGCAGGAUUAAAAUCAAUGCAUGACAUUCAUAUGGCCCCAUCACUUCAUUCGUAGACAUCAGCAGGAUGUCUUACUGAAGAAGUAUCUACAGACGUUUCACUGCUGUAUGGGCUGUGGUUCAAAUGCCCCAUAGGGAAAGAACCUGUGUUACUCCAGCAUUAAGGAAGUGUCAGAAUGUCAAAGCAGAGCUGACCCGCAGAAGUCGAUUUUACAGGCUAUUGCCAAGAGGUUUUUAGUUAGCCAUGGUGAAGAAGAUGUCAUCCAAAACACCAACAACCUCUUCCUACUCCUUGGAGUCUAGCUUGGAUCUAAACCCAAUGCAGGAAUAUUGGUUUGAGGAGGAGACUGUGUAACCAUGAGGCAAGUCUAACGAUAUUAGAUCAGUCAAUUGUUUUAGUUUGAGAUAUACUGAAAAUCCCUGAGGAAAAGUUGGAAGUAGCAACAUCGGAUAUAUUCUUUGAAGAUCCGAGAGCCUUUAAAACAUCUUCUGCCCUACAAUAAUAUAUAGAUAAAUAUAGAGAAAAUAUAUAUUUUUAUGCAUCAAUGGAAGGUUAUUAGGGUCUGUUUGAUUUAUCCAAGAGAAUGUAAAAUGUGGACAACAUUUCCUAAGAUUGGUGCAACUGUCAUCAGGCUUUCCAACAAACUACAUUGCCUAUCGAUAGUAUGGUAUCACUCAGCCAAUGGAGAAAAGGUUGGAUUCUCAACUAGUUAAAUUCAGCUAAAGUGGCAUGGGUACAGUGUCCCUAUUGCACUUAGUGCUGCAAUGUCAAACAUUGCAGUUCCAGAGAAACUGCAAUGUUUACAUUGCAGCACUAAGUCUGCCUCCAGUGGCAGUCUCCCAGUUAGCCACUGGAAGCGCUUCUUGCAUCCAAACAGACCUUUGGUCCGGUAUCUGACGCUGGACGUCCUCACGCUCUGCAUGAGGACAUCCAGCGUCAGAUUUUUUCCCAUAGAAAAGCUUUGAUUUCCUAUAGGGAGUUUGUAGGAUGUUGGAGGAGGCGGGGCCACAACCCAGCUCCGAGAGAAAUCGGUGCUGGGGUAAAGAAAAUAAGCGGUUUUUAACCCUUUAUUGACCACUUUGGGAGGGUGGGGGGAGACAGAGGGAGCUAUAGUGCCAGGAACACAGCCUUGUAUUCCUGGCACUUAUAGUAUCCCUUUAAAGCAUAUGUAGGCAUUGGCUCAGACUUUCACUCAGUGGUCGACUAAAUGUAAGUUUCAAGAACAGUGAAAAUAUGAGUUAAUAAUCUAGAGAAUGAUGUGCAGACCCAGACAGAUAUUGUAGACGUUUGACUAAAUAUAUUUUUUCCUGUCUGGGCCAACACUGUUUCUAUAAAGUGGUUAGAAGCUAUUAUUUCAAGAUUACCUAGCAGAAUUAGUAUGUUGAACAGACUUAAUUCAUAGAGAAGCUGUUGCAUCAAGGAGUCACCACAGAAUCUCUCACAGAAACUUUUGGGACAUCUAAGAUUUUUACUUUACAGUCAUUUUAUCUCCAAAGUGGAGGCUUUAUACUCGAUCUGAGGAAGAUAAAUUUACAUUGCAAGGAGAUGUCCUUUACAAUGAAAUCAGUAGGAGUGAUUUAACAAGCAGUCCACAGGUAUAAUUGGCUCCAAUAACUUAACGCCUCUGCAAUUUCCCAUGCUUCUUUGUCUAAAGGAAACACUACCAGUUUUAGGUCUCCUGUUUGACCUGACCCUAGCACCAGGGAUGUUUUCCAAAAUACUCAUAUGCUAACAUUAAGAUUGCUGUUGUAUCAGCGUUGAGGAAUCAAGGGAUGCACAUUCAUCUUAACAAUAUCCUGAUUAUAGACCACAACCAUCGAGUGACAAAAAUAUCAAUUCCUGUCCCCUUACAACUGGAUUGCUUAGUUAGAGAAGAGUACACUGUCUCCAGUAAAAUGCCUGUUUUUGUAUGAACUAACAUAAAUAUUUGGAAGCUGUUCUUAAAGUAACAAAAAACUUCAACUGGUGUCAAAUCAGAGACCUAAUCAUAAGAAGAAAAAUGUCAACUUGGAAUUAUAUGAGUGUGAUAGGAUGCCUUCUGUAAGUCUAGUCCAGUGUAUCCAAAUAGAGCCAGCUUCGAUGGGUUUACAUUACACAGGAACUUGGAGGUGGUAACUACCGGCAAAAAACCUAGACAGAGGUCAUUACCUUAAAGAACCUGAUUGGCAGAUCGUAGCCACUGAUGUCAGUGCUGGGGCACGGGGAAUCCAGUAGAAGAGCCUGAUCCCAGGUUCAGUGGCCUUUUCUGGUUGAAUUCCCCCUUCCAACAUCCCAUAGAUGAGAACCUUAUUAAAGGCUCUACAGACCAUGGCUUCUCACUUGGGCCAGUGAGUCCUGUUAAAGGUGGAUAAAAAGGAUUGCCUCCUACAUCAGUUGUCAAAUGGGAACAGGGGUAGGAGACUCCUUUUAAGAGAUGCAACUUAUUCUAGGUCUGGAAGCAUAUGAUAAAAAACUGAAAGCAGUUUCUUUUCUGGGGAAGGAAAUACUCUUGGCCACUCAUGCAUACAGGAAUAUCAACAGAGAUUUGUUCCUGCAGUUUAUACAUCUUGGCCUACAGUUAUUUAAAUUGGGAGCCUGAAGGGAUUAUCUGCUUUUGAUACAGAAACUAUAUUUAAGACUAAAAAGAGAUCGAAUUCUGAUAGUUCCCAUAGAGUUUAGGAAGUUUUUCACUCAUGGUAUUACCUAGUAAUAUCAACUUUUUGAAGCCUUCAUUAGCUAGUGUCUUGAAGUUCCACAGGGAGGUAAGGAAAAGAGUCUAAUUCUCAGUACCCUGACAGUUCAGGUUUCUGCUAUCUCGAUCUUAACCAGCAGAAGAUGGGCCUGUGAUUCAUUGAUUAUCCAUUUCUUGAACAGAUCUCUUGUCUGGAACCUCAUUUACUUUUUGGGAUCUAUUACUUUUCUUGAAAGCUUUCUUUAGUUCCAACUGAACUGUUGAAUAUAGUGGGGACAUCAAGAGAAACUGCAGCUUUAAUCAUUUAUGUAUACAUUUUUGUACAUAAUAUUUUCUUUGAAUCAUUGUGGCCCCAGUCCCAGCUAUUUUGUUUCACCUUUUUUUUUUUUUUUUUUUUGUUAAAUAACCCCAACAAUUCUUCCAACUCUUUUUCACCUUCUAUCUUGUAUUAUGCCUGCAGAGUCCUCUUUGACCUCUUCGAGCACAUUCACUUGUCGUCCACAAUGCUUCUCUAUGAAAAGCAUUUGAAUGGACGAGAAGUGCUGUGUUCCUCCAAUCUAAAGCUUCUCACAUAGAAGCAUUAAAUCCAGUGCUUCUCUAUGAGACGUAUUGAUUGAAUGAUCAAUGUCCUAAUACAAAGAUGUCGAACGUGAAGAACAGAGUCUGAGUCUGUAUUCAUAGUGUAAGAAGCACCAGCUUGUGUCUGUCAGUUUAACAACCACUAGAGGUGUUUAGUCCAUAGUAUAAACAUUGCCAUAUCUCUAAGACCGCUAUGUUUUGCAUUAGGGAAGCAAAAUGCCAGGGACACUGCACACAGACCACUUCAUUGAGAUGGUGGUCGGGUGACUGUAGUGUCCCUUUCAUUCUGACAUUGAUGACACUAGUACACAUGACUUCAGUCAGAAGAGUCUGUAAACUGUAGGCUAUAUCUUUGGAAGAACCGUAUAUAAUUUUUACCAUUACAGAGCAGUCUGAAAUUUCAAAAGCAGUUACAUAAUUUCACAUCCAACCAGAAUUAGUCCUUCCAUCUUUGUUCCCAAACCCUUUAUCUACAGAAGAGGAGAUGUAAUGCUUAAAUAUGUUCAUUUGUUUACGUAGUAAACAGUGAGUUGAUCAAAAAUAGUAAAAUUUGAAAGAGCUGUUUUGUUGAAAGGGGGAAAAAAUUGGUUAUUUUUUUCCAGUUGUUGAAACUGUGUGUGUCCUUGCUUUACAGUGAAUUAGCAUAUCUCAGGGUUAUUUUCAAGAGCAACAAUUCAAAGUGAACAUUAAAGGCCAAAGUUGCUGAACUUAAGGCAUAACUGGUUUAGUGCAUGAUUCAAGUAGGGCUAUUUUGGCCUUAAACGUGAAAUUAACUUUGAAUUCUCACUUUAGUAAAUCAUGUUAGAAUUCUCCAUGCUAUUUGUUUAGCAUGUUAAGACCUGUAUUCGUAAAGUCCUUAAAAUGUAUAUGUAGGGAAUAAGUAGGGAAUAUACUACAAAAUUCCAAUUUCACCAUUAAAAUUGUAGUUGUUGCUGCUUUGUUUUUAAUAUUUUUUUUAACUUUGUGUGUUUAACCCUAGUGAAUCACCAGAUUUUCAGCUGUUUGUUAAUUCCUUGCUUGAUGACAUCCAUGCUGAUGCAAAUUUCACAGUACAGGAAAAAGCACAGAAACUUGCAUCAAAGGUAAUGAUGUCUGGCGGCCUCUAACCUCAUUGUGUGUACACCUGAACUACAUGUGCUAUGGGGCAUACAUUAUUAUAAAGUAAACACGUUUUAUAUAUAGUCAUGGGGGGAAAAAAAGUAUACACUCUUUGAAUUCUAUAGUUUUACAUAUCAGGGCAUAAUAACAAUCAUCUGUUCCUUAGCAGGUCAUAAAAUUAGGUAAAUAUAACCUCAGAUGAACAAAACGACAUAUUAUAUUGUGUUAUCAUUUAUCUUUAACAAAUAUAAAGCGAAAAUGGGGAAGCCAUGUGUGAAAAAUUAAAUACACCUUAUGAUUCAAUAAGGUGUGCCUGUAGAACACUCAUUGAGGUUUGCUGGCAUUUGUUUAUGCUCUCUUAAGAUCCAGCCACAGCAUUUCAAUCGGUUGAGGUCUGAACUUUGACAGGGCCAUUGCAACACAUUGAUUCUUUUCUUUUUCAGCCAUUCUGUGGUAGAUUUGCUGGUGUGCUUGGGAUCAUUGUCCUGUUGCAUGACCCAAUUUCAGCCAAACUUUAGCUGUCAGACAGAUGGCCUCACAUUUGACUCUAGAAUACUUUGAUAUACAGAGGAAUUUAUGGUCAGCCCAAUGACUGCAAAGUUCCAAGGUCAUGUGGCUGCAAAACAAGUCCAAGCAAUCAUCCCCACCACCACUGUGCUUGACAGUUGGUAUGAGGUGUUUGUGCUGAAAUGCUGUUUGUUUUUUGCCAAAAAUGGAGCUAUGUAUUAUUGUCAAACAUCUCCACUUUGGUCUUGUUGGUCCAAAGGACAUUUUCCAGAAGUCUUUCGGUUUGUUCAGAUACAACUUUGCAAACCUAAACCGUACUGCCAUGUUCGUUUUAGAAAGAAUAGGCUUUCUCCUGGCAACCCUUCCAAACAAACCGUACCUGUUCAGUCUUUUUCUAAUUGUACUGUCAUGAACUUUAACAUUUAACAUGCUAACUGAGACCUGUAGAGUCCGAAAUGUAACUCUUGGAUUUUUUGCAAGUUCUAUGUUUCAAAAGCAGAGUUGUUUAGUUUUAUUGCACUCGAAAUGUAGUAAAUUGUAAGCUGAAUUGCAGAAUCUAGGCAAAUGUAGUGAAUUUGAAAAAUAUCUAUCUCUGCUGUGGUUAGAGCUUUGCCAUUUUCACCAAAUUUUUGUAUUUCAGUAUACAUUGUUUUACAAUUCAUUGUUUAGUGAAUAAACCACACAGUGUAUGUUUUGAUGGUACUAUAAUAGUGGAUCAUGGGAAAUGUACUUUCUGUGUGGUGUGUAUGGAUCAUAUAAAUAAAUACAAACAAUAUACACCUAUACUGUGAAGUGAAAAAACAAACACAAAUAACUUGCAGUGAAUGAUUAAAGGUGAAGAAAAUGGCAUAAAAUAGUCACUAUCUCACCCCCUACCAUGUAAAUAUUUUUUAUUCACAUCUCUAACCAUAUUUUUACAAACAGAACUAUCAUUUUUCUUUUUGUAUUACAGCUAAACUGUGACACGGUAAUAAGUGAGAUUGGUGCUGAUCGGGGUUCAGUGACUUUUAAAGUACACCGGGAUUUAUUAAUCAAGGUGAAUUAUGCUCUUCUUAUGUUUCUAAUAUUCUUUUAUGUGGAUUCAAACUGUUACCACUAAUUAAUUGAUAGUGACUAUCCUCACACUUUCUACAAACAGUGACAUGCUUGAGCAACAUUUGUAUAUCUGUGAACUGGAUGUUUGUUCUUCUGCGUCAUUGUUAUGUGAAAAUUGAUGAUAAAAAAACUAUGAGAGGGACACUAUAGAGCCCAAAACAACUUUAGGUUAUUGGAGCAGUUUUUCUGUAUAGAUAAUUUCUCUGCCAUUUAGGGGUUAAAUCACUUUGUUUAUAACACCCUAGCCACAGAUCCCUGCAUGUGACUUGCACAGCCUUCCUAAACAAUUUCUAAAAAGUUACUUAGAUAUUAUAGGUUCCUUUAUUGCACACAGGACAGGUUUGUUAAUCCUCACUCAUAGGGAAUUCCCAAAAAUGCAUAUUUAUUGAAGUCAAAAAUGAAAAUACAUAUGGCAAGAUACCAGAACAGUAGUCCUUAUGUAUGUUGUAUUGGUCCAAGCAUGUGAAAAUGAAAAAUAAGGUUGUGAGUGAACAAAGUAUAAAAAGUCCAAAAGCUGAGCAUAGGACCACCCGCAGCUGCUGUACAUGGGGGAGACCAGCAAAGAAGCCGACCCGAAAGAAAGAUUAGAGAAGCCCUGGAUGCGUUUUGCACCACUCUGGGUGCUUUCUCAGCAUGGGUUUGUUUAAUCUAGAAUUUCUUAUCUCUUGCUAUGCUAAUAGCCAUCUAGUGCCUACAGGAGCCUCAUGUUUGUGAUUAAAGUUCAAUUUACAGAGCAAUAGAUACAAAACUUCUAAAGUAAGUUAACGUCUGAUUGAAAAUGAAACCCUUUUUACUUUAAUGAGUCACAGCCAGGGGAGGUGUGGUUUGGAAUGCAUGGACAGAAAGUGGUUUAACUCCUAAAUGGCAGAUAAUUGAGCAAUGAGACUGUAUGGGGCAUGAUAUAUACACCUAAUUUGUUUAAGCUAAAGUAGUUUUGAUACCUAUAGUAUCCCUUUAAAAAUAGACUUAAAUGGGAUGUGAAACAUGUACAUUUUCAUCAAAGUAAAGAGGCUUAUUUCUGUGCAUUGGUCCUGUCAUUAUUCCUACUGGUGGUAAUAAAGACCUCCAUGUGUUACAUAUGAUGAGUAGAUUAAUAAAUAAUUAAUCAUUGUUUUUCAGACUGUGCUGCAUAAAAUAACCCAAGAUGGCCCCAGGUUUGGUCUUAAUACUGAUUUACUAUCAAGGAUACCAAAAGGAAAGACUAUUGUGGAAUUUAGGUGAGAAACCAAAUGUCUCCUGGGUCCAAGUCUCAAAAUAAAAUGCUCUACAGUCUAGUUUAGGGGGUAGGCAACCUGUGGCACUCCAGAUGUUGUGGACUGCACCUCCCAAAAUGAUUUUACAGUCAUAAUGCUAGCAAUGCAUUACGGGAUAUGUAGUUUACAACAUCUGGAGUGCUGGAGGUUGCCUACCCCUGUAGGAGAACUGGCACCUCUCAACUUUCACCUUCCUCAGAGGUCAUCAAAGAUAAUGAGAGCUGUCUACCCUGGAGUGCCGAAGGUUACCUAUUCCUAGUCUAGCUACAAGCUCAUCAACUACUAGGCAACUACUUGUCUUUACUGUUCUCCGUCAUUGCUGGAAGCAACAUGUACUGUUACAUCUGUACUCAAUCAAAUAAACUAUUACAACUAUUAGAAAAUAAAAUAUUACUUAGUGUUUAGGUGAUAUGCCCCACCAAAAACACAAAGUGCAAGUGCAGUGCCAAAAUGAUAAUACAAUCACUUACCCCUUAGUACACACACUAGGUCAGCAUAUAUAUGUAAGGAAACAAAGAAAACAAUAAUAGUGCAACUUUGUAUGAUUUACACUCACUUUUAGAUUAGCCUUUUGUAGGAAUAAGAGGCUCUAAAUGUGUAGACCUCUGUGCCCUUAGGGCGGCAACUCUACUUUCUUGUACAGUGGUAUCAUAAAUAUGCUUAAGGGAUGGAUCGUGUAAAUAAUUAAAAUGAGAAAAAUAAGAGAGCAAUUUGGUGCAGUAUGUUUGAAAAACAGAUAGCAGAUAAUAAGCUCCAAAAUAGUAUCCUCACUUUUCUUUGGAGCCCAUAAAUGACUGGCUCCACAAGUUUGUACGUAUAUUGUUAAAUGUAGGGUGACAAUGCCCUAUUUAGGUGUGCCCUCUUUUUCAGUAGAAAUUGACACUUUUAUAAAUUAGCCUGGUAACACCCCCCUGACAUCCAAGGAGACAGCAGGUAAUGUUACUUCCUGGUUGUUAAGGUCAGGAGAGUGGAACUCAAGAGGCGGCAACUGUCCAGCAAACCUGCCUUGCAAAGACAUCUUAUUGAGCUAUAUUGGGAAGUUUGUUAUUGGAUAGCCACAGAAAGUCUGGGCGGGGUAAGUAGUGGAGGGUUUGCGAAAGCUGCAGACAACAGAAAUGCAGAUUUUGCAAGAGGAUUCUAAAUGCCCCCCCGAUGUAAAUAAUACAUAAUUAAAAGCAUGGAUGCAGUAAUUUGGGGCAUAUAGAAACAUAGAAACAUAGAAUGUGACGACAGAUAAGAACCAUUCGGCAUAUCUACUAAACAGUGAUUUUUAUUUAUUUUGUAUUUAGACAGUGGAGUGUUACUUUAAGUUAGCCGAACUUCCUGUGUCAAAGAGAGUUUUCCCACAGCACUCAUAGGGAACCAUACUUGGGCCCCUGUCAGACUUAAUGGGUCUCCCCAGGAAAAGAAAAAAUUCAAUUUCUGAUAAUUCUGUACUGAACAGACCCUCUGUUGCACAUUCCAUGACCUUAUACAUGCAAUAAAUAUUAAGAAAAUAAGAGACAAUAUACCCCUGGUAUGUAUCAUGUUAUAUUUUAGAAUAAAUUAAUAGAAUAUCCGAUUGUAAGUGUAGUGUUACUUCACAAAGGUGUUAAUUGUCAAGAAUUCAAAGUGAAAUAACAUUUUAAGACCAUACAAAAUCCUUUAGAAUUCUCAUUUUAGUAAAUAACCCUUGACAAGUGAAAUUAAGUUAUUAAUUGCCUUCAUUUUACCAAAUUCCUUUGUAGUUCCCCCAACAUUGCCAAAAAGUUUCAUGUUGGACAUUUACGCUCCACAAUAAUUGGUGAGUAUUCAAUUUUAGCUGCAGUUCUCACUAGUUUUAGUUACAUUUUGUAUUGGUGUGCAGUGCUUAUAUUUAUUUAUGUAUUACCCCUGUAAUGGAUCCCUUAUACUCCAGCUGAGUAUAUCCUUGCAGAAUCUCCCAAGUCCCAAGUGCAGUAGUGAUUAUAGUUCCCAAGUCCCCAAACACGAGCUUUGACUUCAUGGAGGGUAAAACAAAUCUGUUUAAUCCAGGCACAAUGGCCUGCUUAUAUACAGUUCAAGGACUCUGAAAACACGCCACUUACACUUCCGUAAACACACCCACAAAAUGCCAUGUCACCAUGACUAACCAAAAAUGACAAUUUACAGAAAACACCCCAAAUACAUAUUUAACAUAAUGGAACCCCCAUAGUCUAUACAUCCCAGGAUAGCCUGGAUCUGAGCGCCCAAGCUGUCCAAAUAGAGCUCAGAUCCCACAAACACAGCUGAAUCGUCACAGGGGUGAAGUUUUGACCGACCGCUCACGAGGCUCUUGUCCAAAAUAGUUCCACAGUUUUAGAGGUAGCGGUCGGUCAUGUUCGGGAGUUCCAAAACACACGAAAGGGUGAACUGUUCCCCUGGCUCAGUGGUAGCGUUUGUUCUUGAGGUCCGUACGAGGCGUUCACAUAGUUUUACCGCGCUGUUGAGUGUCCGCUUCAGAGUUCCAGACACUCGACGACCAAGUCCCGUUGCCUGCUUUCGUGCGACAAAAUGUCUCCAUUUUCUCCACCAUGCGUCGUUCGGUUAUACGAAUGGUGGCCACACACAAAGAGCACUUCUUGCGGUUUUCUUUGUGCUUAAUGAGCUAGAGGGGUGGUCGGUGUUCGGCAAUUUAAAGUACCGAAUGAGGAAAAAGUAUAAAGCAAAGUUUAGGCGGAUUCCUGAACUGUGUAUGAGAAUAGUCCCUGGGAAGGCAAAAAUAGUGGUUUUGUCACAACCCCCCCCCCCUUUCCCAUUUUAGUAUUAAUUUUAUUGAUUUUAUUUUGAGUUGUUUUGGUGACUAUAGUGUCCCUGUUGUAGGUUUUUAUGUAUUUUUAUUUUUUUGCAAACUAAGAGAAUUGUACUGAUUAGUUCAAGCAGAGGUGCAACUGUAGUGUGUGUGCUCUCCUAUGUUCCCUGGAGCUUUCAGAAAUUAGAAAGUGCCCCUUUAAAAACAGACCAUCACCUGCCACGUGUAGUAUCUGUCCACAAUGAAAAUGAAACUGCUGUUUCUGAAUAGCUCUCAGAAUAUUUAACCCAUGCUCGCCAGGCCUUAGUUCUGCUGUUCAGUACUGAUUUGUUAAGCCCUGUAUCUGAUGUAACAUCAAUGCAUUAUUAAAGGGACACUGUAGACACCCAGACCACUUCAGCUCAACUAAUUCAAUGCUUUCCUAUGGGGAGGUCUAAUGUGCGUGCAGCAUUUCCCUCACGUACGCAUUAGACCCCGCUUGUGGCGGGGCAUCGGAGGGGGUGGAGCGUCGACCCAGCGCUGAGGGACAUCAAUGCUCAAAAAAGGUAAGUAAAUUUUUUUUAACCCUUUAUUUACCGGGAAGGGGGGACCCAAAGGAGAGGGGAGGCAGGGGGAGUGGUAGUGCCAGGAAUACAGCUUCCUUUAAAGUGUCAGCUCAUGUGAUUGAUAUUUUUUUAAGGAGUUAACCUGUGUUUCCUUGUUGACCAUUGAAUAAAUGAGUGGACUUUCAGUCUUUCACCAAAGAGGGAUAAUAUAAUGUGUCCUAAAUAUUUUUAUUUAUAAAUGCUUAAGUGUGAAAGAUUUCAUGAUGCACGUAGGAUUGAUACGUAAGCUAAACAUAUUUCACCUUUGCUUUCUGUGCCAGGAAACUAUAUUGCUAACUUGAAGGAAGCCAUUGGAAAUGAAGUCAUUAGGAUAAACUACCUUGGAGACUGGGGUCUGCAGUUUGGUAGGUUUUAUUCACUGCUGGUAGAAUGUGAACAUUGAAGUGUACCUGUCAUGACUAACAAGAGUCGGUGUCACUUUUAAGAGUGUAAUCUAUACAUUGUGCAAGCCCAAAUGCCAGCACAUGUUCAGGUGAAAAGUUAUUUUGUAAUUUGCCAUUCUGGGGAUGCAGUUUUGCAAGAAUUGUGAGAUAUGUUCACAUUAUUUGCAAGGGACAGUUGCUUGCACUACCCUCUCCGGGCCAUGUCUUGAAGGACAAUUUGUGCAGGAAGUCUUCAGGAAGCAAUAUUUAGAUGAAUAGUUCUAUUUAACUAGCCUUAAAUGUUAAUUUCCACUGCAAGCCAUAGCGUACACACCAGAGGUAAAUUUCCUCUAGCUAGUGUCGGGUGGAAAUUGUGAGCCCUGCGAUUGUCAUUCACAUGAUUUAUGUUUUAUUGUCCUUGUAUGAUUGGGUUCCUCCAGCAUAAGACAAAAUAAUAUUUUCCUCUUAUUGCAAUUUUGUUUAUUAGGUCUUUUGGGUACUGGAUUCAGUAAGUUUGGCAGUGAAAAGGAACUUCGUGAUAACCCUCUAGAACACCUGUUUAAUGUGAGUUGUAUUAAAAAGAAACAAACAAAAUGAGAACAAGUUUUAGUUUUGUUUUGUUUUUUUGUGAAUCUUUCAUUAUUAAGAUCACAUGAAAAACUAAAAAGAAUAGAAUAAAAAAGCAAGAAAAAUUUAAUUAAAUGAGCAAGGGACAUGUGCCUCGUGGUUUUACAAGAAUUAUGUAACAUGAGUUGUUCAGAGCACCAUGUAUAACACUAAAAACAUUUAUUUAAUGGACAAGGAAUGAACAGAACUCCAACAGAAUGAGCUGUUCUGUGUAUCACAUCAAUAAAGUAUUUUUAAGGAACAAAAAAAAAAAAAAGUAUCUUCCAAAAAAAAGUCAAAAAGAAAAAAUCAGUAACUGUCAAAAGUUUACAGAUAAAAGUUAAUCCAGCUAUAAUAUGAAAUGAUCAGACAGAUGAUAACACCAUAUGUCACACAUUUUGUAGGACAGCGCUAUCUAACAUUAUAUUGUUUACCAUCACAAACAAGAUGUCUGGGCCCUUUUUUUUUGACAUAUUGAAAUGAAUGCCUGUAAUAAAACCCAUGCAUUGUCCUGCUAGUUAAAAGAAUAAUAAUGAAAUACUCAAAAUAUGUUCAGUGCAAGGGGAUAAUCUAUUUAUACACUGUUGUAUUAUAUUAUACAAUGGCUGUGCUUAUUAAAUAUAUCUCAUACUUUCAUUGAGGUUUAAUGUAUUUGAGUUUAAAAACAAAGGAAAUGAGCCGAUAGAUUUGGUUAGUAGCGCAUAGUGGGUAACGUAGUGCUUUACAGAAAUAUAUCAUUGGCAGGUGUAUGUGAAGAUCAACGAGGCAGCAGAACAGGAUGAAAAUCUGAGAUCGUCUGCUAUGGAGUUCCUGAAGAGGCUAGAGGGAGGAGAAGCGCAGGCUGUGUCUUUGUGGACUCACUUUAGAGAGCUAAGCAUACAGGAAUAUGCUAAAAUAUAUAAGGUGUGUACUGUGCAUUAUAAGCUCGGUUUGUAUUCCACUGUUCAUUUAGAAGCUUAACCUAUAUAUAAGAGCCCUGUCUGUACGUUUGCUUAAAUGUGCUGUCUCCACUUUGGUCACAUUUGUUUUGAUUCUAUCAGUUCUUAUUUUUUUAAAUUCUAUUAUUUUUCUAAUGCAUCAUCUUUUGUGUUGGACAUUCUUUCUUCAGAUUAACCUGCUUUAAUGGUAGGGUGACUUUAUACACCGUGUUGUUACUUGUCACCUAGUAACAGCUAUCGGAUGACUAUUAAGUAGAGCUGAUGAUGCUUAGAGUGAUAAUUUCAGGCUGCUCUUUUCAGAGGCUUGGCAUUCAUUUUGAAGAAUAUUCUGGUGAGUCAUUUUACAGAGAAAAAUCCCAGCAUGUCCUGCAAAUGCUCAGAAACCGAGGAGUUCUAAAGGAAAUGGAGUAAGUUGUGUUAGCAUUUCCAUUUUGUUUACUUUUUUUAUUAUUAUUGAUUUAGUCACUUUCAGAGUGAGGAAAUGUAAUAAUGUAAAGUGAUCUGUUAAUAUUAAUAAUGUUUUCAGAAUUAUUUGUAGGUUAUGGAAAAGAAUAGGUGCCAAAGUCGAUAUGACUUUAAAAUACAAUGCAAAAAAGUUGGACAAAUGUCACAGCUAAUGACACAGCAAGAAACCAAACUAAUAUUGGGGAAAUACCCAACGCAUUUUAGACCUCCAGGUCCUUAUACAUAAGACUUUUGUCAUUAAAAUACAGCUGUGCAAUUGCAGUGCUUAAAUGUUUAGACUACAGCUCCCAUUAUCUUUGAUGACCUCCAAGGAAGAUGAGAGUUGUAGUUAAAUGUGACAAGUUAAACACAUUUAGCACACUGUCUCAUAUACUUUAUUGGGGAAUCUAUGAUUUCCUAGCCCAUGCAAGUACUUGAAUGGCAUUUGCUAAUAUCAUUUUGAUGUGUGUAUUGUAGGAAUGGCACUGGGGUGGUAGACCUCUCCGAAGGACUGUCAACUUACAAAACUGUGGUCCGGAGUGAUGGAACAUCGCUGUAUAUAACCAGGUACAACAUCUUGCUUUAUCAAAGGUUUGCCAUGUGUGACAGACCUCUACUGACAUUUUUGUUUUGCUUAGUUGGAGGUUGAAUUAUUUUGUGUUAGCGAAGGCACCAAGCAAUGCAACACUUACUGACCUCAGUAUGGAACAAGGAGUGUUGGUAGGCUCAGAAAAAGUCACAAUGUGUAGUUAAAGUUGUUUCUGCACUGAAAUUUUAUGAGAUAUGGUGCAAAGUGACUACAGUGAAGGCCAACCUGCUGUGUCCUGUAUUAUAUAGAUAUGUUAUCAUUUUUAUGUAUCUGUUUGCAUCACUCCUGUAUAUCACAAAAAUUAUAUUUUUCAUAUGCCAUGUCUAAAAUCAGUUGUCAGCAAGUUGUUCAUUUCUGUAUAUAUUUCUAUUAAAGAAUGAAGAAAUAGUAUACAAUUGUGUAUUUAUGCUGGUAAGUGUACAGAAUGAGCACAACCCACUGAAAGAUUCGUAGCUUUGAUUUCUGUAAGCAUUUUCUCAGCCUUUCCAUCAUCCAACAUUGAUACAUUGCAUACUUUUCAUUUGGGUGAUAAUAUUUAAUCCACAGGGCUAAUUUAAAAACUAAUGAAAACUAAAAGUACCUUUCCUGGUUAAAUGCUCUAUUAUCCUGUUUCAAAUAAUGUAUGCUAAAAAAAGAGUAAAGAAUAGAAUUUGAUAGAGAAAGGUGUUAAAGAGAAUAUAAUUUUGGUCACUGGAGACUGGCUUUCCCAAGUAUAUGCAUAUUCCCUGUGAGAGCUAAUCUCAAUAGCAUUGCCACUCUCUAAUUCAGCCCUAGAGAGGCUCUAGUAACCUUGUCAUUUCCCUCUAGAACCCUGGACUCUCUCCCCUCACUCAUGGCGUUGUACUCCUCUCUUUUUUUACAUUGGGCUCAGCCCGUGUUUUAGUGCAAUGUCCGAUGGUGUGCUCUAUCCUGGACUGUGCAUGGUUCUUCUGACAAUGUUCUGUUAUGAUUGUUGUUCAUAUUGAUUGCAUAACCUCUAUCUAAGAGUGAAAUGUCUUUCGCUGUAAUGCUUAAUGCUUAUAUUGUUUCUGCUUGACUUGUAUUUGUCUGGUAUAUUUCAUGCAAAAAAAAAAAGAGUAAUGUUUUUCUAUGCCAGUGACAGAGAGUCAAUGCCUGUUCCAUACAUUUACGUAAAAUAUAUGUACUUUAUUUAGUUGUUGUUUAUUUAUUUAUUGUAAAAUGUUUAUUUCUUUCCAGAGACGUGGCAGCUGCAAUUGAUCGAAUAGAGAAAUAUGACUUUGAUGAAAUGAUCUAUGUGGUAUGUAAUCUCAUUCAAGCGGUGAGAGAUAAUUGCACUGCUGCUAAAGAUUAGUAUAGUCUUGUACGCCAUUUAUUUUCAUUUGACUUUAAUUGUGUAAUAAUCAAUACACUCUGGGAGAGGUGAUGGUUAGAGCCUUUUUGUUUGGAGCACUGGUUAGCUGCUGUUUUUUUCACUGUGCUGGGAAUGUUGCAACCUGCCGGUUCAGUUUUUUUUUUUUUGGCUGCAGUGACUGCAGUCUUCUCUUCCUGGUCCCCAACUACAAAAAAAACUAGUGAGAACUGCUAAAAAAAAAAUAUCAAGUUUUUUUAAAUGUAUCCUAAAAAAUUUAUGUUGAAACACUUACAAUUUGUCCUAAAAUCUGCUAUCCAGAGAAUUUAUUGAAGCAGCAUUUAGUUGAAAAUAAAAACCCUGUGGGGCUUUUUCACAAAACACCAAAUUAAAGUGAUUUGAAAACCAUUUAGGUCAAAAUAGAUUCUCCAGCACUGCAGUAGUCCCAUCUUGGCAUUUUCUUCUUUUUUUUUUUUUUAACCUAGGUUAUAACAAUUAGAGUGCAGUUGUCUACAUUGUGUAGUGAAUAAGCCAAAUAUAUGAAAUUAUUUCUAUUUUUAGGCAUUAUACCGUUUAAACAGCAAUUAUUAUUGCCAUUUAUAUGUCGCCAACAGAUUCCGUAGCGCUUUACAAUAUUAUGAGGGGGGGGAUUUAACUAUAAAUAGGACAAUUACAAGAACACUUACAGGAACGAUAGGUUGAAGAUGACCCUGCUCAAACUAGCUUAUUGAAGUGGUUAUGGUGCUAAGGUACUAUCGCUGCUCCCUUUUUGUUUAAUCAGUUUGUCAAGCAGACAGAAGAGAGCUAUAAAGUGUAAGCGGUCCACUCAAAACAGAUCUGUCAUCAAUUUGUUGGUUAUUUUGGUUUACACGUUUUCUGCAGCAAUACACUGGUUUCUGGCUUGCUAACACCUCUUUAUUUGUAUAAAGGUUUUGUGUUGAUAGUGGGGGAGGGGAAGGGGAGAAUCUGCAUUGUUUAAAAAUUUGUGCGUAGGCAAAUAUGAUUAUUAAAAAAUUUACCAUGAUAAUUAUUGACUAAACACAAAAUUAUAGUGCAUUAAAAAUAAAAUGGCAAAAAUAGCUAUUUGGAAAAAAAUUCAAAUCAAUCAUAGUUACAGCUUGUUUUUUCUUGGCUAAAUUUUUAAAUUUGAUUCUCAUUUCACUAUAAACAAAACUUGGGUCUUAAAGCGUAUGUCACUUUUUUUUUUUUUAAACUAUGCAUAUUUUCAGUUAUACAUAUGGACUACUUUUCUUUAUGUAUAACCUGAAGGUUGACUAAAGUUGACAAAAGACAACUUUAGUCAAGCUCCACAGCCUUCGUCAACUUUGUCAUUCUUCUGUAUCUACCUCCCUACUAUAACCAUGAGUUAAUGCUGAGGUUAGAGGAUGCCACAGGGUCCCCUGGGCACGUGCAUGAUUUCACACUCAAGAAAGAAAGGAAGGUAUUAUUUCCGGGUGCUGCCAUCUUAGAUUCUUUAAUAUGGCGGCACCGAGAAAGAGGCCCUGGAGGAACCAGAACUACUUUAAAAAAUGAAUGCCAAGUUGAUCCGAUCCCUGAGUUAUUUCAACUAUUAUGAAGAAAAGAUGUGAUCUGUGCACGACCUUUAGCUAAGCGAUACUAAAGUAAUUAGGUGAAAAAACAACCAGAGACUGGAAUUAAAUAUAUUUUUAUUUGAAGACAGACAAAAGCCAGCAAACACAUUUUCAGCACCUGUUCAAGAUUUUGCAGAUCCUUGGGGAAAAGCAUUCAAUUCGGUGAGUAUCUUUUGACAUGUAAUUUUUCUACACAUGGUGAACAUAAAGAGUUUUUCUUUCUUUUCUUCUUAUUCUUUAAUAUUCACUCAAUUUGAACCAUCUUACUCUAUUACAUAGCUGAGCCAGUUGCUUAAUUGUGCAUGUUUUUAUUUUUAAAAAGAUUAAUCGGUGCGGUUUAUCUAAUAUGUCAGAGAAUAUUUUUAUUAUUUCACAUAAUCUGUCGUGUACCUGUGAAAUAAAAGUGUUACAAAUUAAGUAUUAGUGCAGACUACAUUUCAGAUAUGUUAUAUAAUGGAUAUUUUUCCCAUGCAAUGUACAUGUAUGUAUGAAAUAUUGAGAACAUUCUUUAACUGCUUGGACACCAAAGGUGCUGAAUAAUAGGAUUUAUAUUUAAUAUCAAAAAUUAGUUAUUGAUCACUGCUAAAAUAUUAAGAGCUGUGCAUUGAAACAUUCAGUUUUUUUAAUUUUAGAUGUCAUCAUGUUCCAUUUGGUCGAGUACAGGGGAUGAAGACUCGAAAAGGAGAUGUCAUUUUUCUUGAAGAUGUCUUGGAUGAAGCUCGCACAAGGAUGCUGCAAAAUAUGGCCGCUACCAGCAGUAAGACUUUCUCUGUCUUGUAUCUGAAAGAUCAGAAACUGUUUAACUAUCAGACUGUUCAUAGGACCUGAAUGGUAUGCAUUAUGUAGCACUAGCUAAAAUGUGUUUCUUUCAUGGAAACUUGCCGAUAAACCAGGUACAAAAAUUUACUUAAAUGUAGAAUCUUAUUCCAUAUUGUAAACUUAAAGUGCACAUUGAAUGCCAUGCAGGUUCAAUGUUAGGGAAGAUCAUCAAUCUAAAAGUAGCAAAUAGAAUAUUGAUACAGUGUGGAAAAAAUUGUUAGCCUUUACCGGAGGUGAGGCUGAUUUUCAUUUGGCACUCAGGGGUACAGUAUACAUUUUUUGGACAUACUUCCUCUUUUUUUCCACUAAACCAUCAUGCCCUUUCAUCCUCUCAAUCGGUUAUCCACUGAAACGCCAUACUCCCUCCUUGCUAAUUCCGUCCUAUCUCAGGUAAUGGGAGUCGGGUGUUAGGUAUCAGACACAGACAUACUAUGGCAAAAAUAUCAGAUGUCCGGUAUUAUUAUUAUUAUUUAUAAAGUGCCAACAAAUACCACAGUACUGUAAUAUAGGUAGAUUAACAGACAAGAAUUUGCAACAAGACAAGUUGGAUGCACAAAAACAGAGGGUGUUAAGGGCCCUGAUUAUUCUAGGGGAAGUGCGGUAAAGUGACACAUGAGGUAAGGAUCAAACAUGACACAAUUUUAUCAAAUAGACACAAACAUGACACAACAUUGUCAAAUUGAGGGGUAGAGUUUCUUUCAGUGAGUCUUCCCGGACUCGCCCUGGUCUUUCACUGGCUAUUUUUUCUCUUAUUCUAAGUUUGGUGCUUUAUAAAUAACAUAUAGUAAUAAUAACUUUAAAAACUGUUAUUUCAUCAGAGAAUCCAGCAUGCCCAUUGCGUUUGAGGAGUGAUUGUAAUUCACACUGUAUUUCUUUAUAGCAAGUAAACACCUUGAAGACCCAGCCAGAACAGCAGAGAAAAUUGGGGCUGCAGCUCUGAUUGUGCAGGUAAUUAGUGUUUGCAAUGAAAGACUAUGAAAAAAACACUUAACGUUUCAUGUAUCAGAAAGCAACGUCAAAUCACAGCACACUUUCUCCAUUAUUUUAUUGCUGCUCUCGACCACCUCCUAAUUACUGUCCAUUAAAUUGGUAUUAAAAAAGAAAUCUGAAAAAGGUUGUUGUCUCUAGCAUGUCAUUCCCUUUUCUCCAGGACGUUGUAUUUUCAAAUAUUGAAAUGAUUCAGAAAUAUGAAUGCUUGGCCAAAUUGAUGAACCCCUUUUGUUCUAUUUUAUUCUUUGUUUAGUAAUAUCAUUUUGUAUAGAUGUUAUGGUGUUUUUUUAUUCUUCUAGACAAUGUUCAACGUUAAGCUAUUAUUGUGCAGAUAAAAGGGCAGUUUUGUAUGUUAUGGCAGGGUUAAAGUAACAAGGUGUAUUCAAAGUACAUUUUCAUAUUUAAGGUAAAACUAACUGAACUGAAAAAUUUAUCUUAAACAUCUGUGCUUUCAGUUCAGCUUCUCUGGUCUUGAAUUUAAACCUCCUUUGAAUUCUCACUUUAGUAAAUAAUUCUAUUUUUUGUUUUGUUUUUUUUCUUGAAGGCCCAGCAAAAUCCCAGUAGACUUUUAAAUAGCCAACACAUCUCGAGCCCUCCUCCUUUAUUUCACAAUUCACUAUAUGUAGUUUAACUGAUGGCUACCCUCUACUAUAAAACUAUGCAACAUGUAACCAAUUAAUCAAGUAUUACAACCAUGAAUGGAAGCCGCUUUUUUUUUUUUUUUUUAGAACUGUUUUUAGAUUUAGAACUAUUAACUAAACUAACAGAUUUCAAUAACACAGUAUGUCCGUUAUUUUAAUUUGAUGUACAAAUACACACCGAUUUUAACUACUCCUAAAGUGAUUCAUUAAAUAUGAUUUAGACCAAGAUGAUGAUAAACAUACUUGGCUGCAUUGAGAUUCUAUGACCCAUCUCAUAUUAACUAAUUUAAAAUAUUAUUCAUGCUAAACAUGACAUUCUACCUGUUAUGGUCUUUGAUUUUUCAUGUUUACUCUGCAAAUGACAACAUCUGGAGUUCAUAUUUUGACUGAUGUAGGGCAUCCCUUGCAAUCUAAAUUAAUGUAAUAACUUGACACUAAUUACAUGGCCUCCUUAUAAUAAUAAUAAUAAUAAUAAUGCUAGAUAUUUAAUAAAUAAAGCUUAAUUUCCUUUUUUCUGUCACUGGUGGAAUAUUCCUGAUGUUUCUUUUCAUUUCAGGAUUUUAAAGGGCCUCUCAUGUCAGAUUACCACUUUGACUGGGAUCGGGCAUUGCAGAGUUUCGGAGACACUGGUGUGUUUUUGCAGUACACGCAUGCACGACUGCACAGGUGAGAGCUCUGUUUGCAGAUGAGGAUUCAUUUGCUUUAAUAUAUUAGAUUGAUGAAUUUUUGGUAAUAAAACGUCACUUUGUUGAGUAUAAAAAUCCCUCUUUGACUAUGUUCCUCACUUUUGUAAACACAAAACAUUGUUGAGAAAAAAGAGAAUGACAGGGAAUAAAUAAAGUGUGAAAAAAAUGCUUUUAAAAAAAUUUUAUUUAGUUUAUGGUAAAUUGCAAAUUGUGUUAGCAGCAUCAGAGGAAAAUUAUUAUAGGUUAAGCCUGGUGAAUUUUGUUAUAAAGCAUGUUUUACUCAAAUCUUGGUAAAAGGGAUACAGUGUCCAAAUACUAACAAUUAGUACAGCAAAUGGCAUUGCAUAGAUUGUUGAAUAUCAUGUCGGGGCACAUGCUGCACAGAAUACAGACUAAGGAACAGCACACAUGCAAACAUACAGUAUCAGUUCUGGUCUCUAUGGCAGCACCAUUGCUGAGAAAUGCAUGGUGUGCCCCCAAUUCCCUUUUUGUCUUUACUAAGUAAUGCUUCGCAGGACACAAUAAAAUCUUGAAAAAUAAACAUAUAGGUCUAACUCUUUAAAGCAGGGUAAGAAAACUCCAAAAUACUAUGUUACUAUCUGGUGUUCACCAACUGCCCAGUGAACAUACACAAAUGUACAAUUCAACAUCUUUCAAGGCUACUUGCAGAUAAUAAUCAUAAACCAAACAUUAAAAAGUGAUGUUGCUAUGAGUAAAGUGAUGUUUGCAGCAUUUCUUUAUCUGCGUAGCAAAGUGUCUGAUGUUAUCUGUUGUUUUUAAAUAGCCUGCAAGGUCUUUGGGAAACAAAGGAUCUAACCGACUUCAACAUAUCCUGUUUGCAGGAACCCUCUGUAAUUUCCACAUUGCAGCAUCUUCUCAGGUAACUCUUUAUAGCUUUCUUGUCUAAGCCAGUGGGAUAGGGUCAGUAUUGGGGCAGGAGCAGGAUCUUGGUGGGGGAAGGGGCAGUAUUUUGGUAGACAGCAUUGGGGAGCAGGGGCAGUAUUUUGGUAGACAGCAUUGGGGGGCAGGGGCAGUAUUUUUGUAGGGACAGUGUAGGGGAUAGGCGCAUUAUUUUGUUAGAGACAGUAUUGGAGGGCUGGGGCAGUAUUUUGGUAGACCGCAUUGGGGGGCAGGGGCAGUAUUUUGGUAGACAGUAUUUUGGUAGACAGCAUUGGGGGGCAGGGGCAGUAUUUUUGGUAGUAGACAGUGGUAGACAGCAUUGGGGGGCAGGGGCAGUAUUUUGGUAGACAGCAUUGGGGGGCAGGGGCAGUAUUUUGGUAGACAGCAUUGGGGCGCAGGGGCAGUAUUUUGGUAGAGACAGUGUUGGGGGAAGGGGCAGUAUUUUGGUAGGGACAGUGUAGGGGAUAGGCGCAUUAUUUUGUUAGAGACAGUAUUGGAGGGCUGGGGCAGUAUUUUGUGUCGUUAGGGCAGCAUUGUGGGGGAGAAAGGGGCAGUAUUAGGGGGAGUGGGUGUUGAGAAAACAUAUACACACUCCACUAAGUCUCCCUACCUUCUUAAGAACUGAAGUGGAUCCUGGGGUCCAAUGAGCUUGGGCUGCGCUCCUGUGAGAGCGCUCCGCUGUGUACCAGCAUUUCCUGUGGCUGUACAGCUCCCUCGCGCGCCCUGUAGAGGUCCUAGGACGUCACAUUCUGGCCCAGGCACCACUGCGGGGCACACGAGGGAGCUAUACCAGAAGAGAGGUUAAAGAGCGUAGCUCCCUCGCUGGCCCCCCUCUGUCUGUGCCGGGCAACCGAGCUACUAGCCACAAUCACAAGGGCUGUAAUUCUCUUCUGGAAGUUCCAAAUCCCAGGACUUAGAGUCAAAGAUGUUGAACUUCGGGCUGCAACUAACAACUAUUUUCAUACUAAUCAGCCAGUUAUUUUUUAAUUUAAUCAAUUAUUGUGCUUUGUGGACACAGUAUAGGUUACUGAGUGUAGUGUGGGUACCAUACAGUAUUGCUCAAUGAGUGGAGUGUGGAUGCAGUGUGUCAGUUAGUGCAGCUUAGUUCAGAGCUAAUAGUGUGGGUACCUGUAGCAUAGGCCAUUGAAUGAUUGUUACAGUGCAGUUCAAGUAAUGAAAUCUGGAUGCAGUGUACAUCGGUUAGCAAAGUGUAGAUCAAGUGCAGUCGAUGCCAUGUGAAUGCAGUGUGGAUUCAGCGUGGUACAGUAAGGGCAAUGUGGUUCGGUGCUGAUGCAAUGUACACAGUGUGAGAUCACCUACACCUUGUCUCAUUGCAGAUCAGUGUCCAGUGGAUUUGGGGUUAAUUAGGUUUGAGUUUCUGUCACCCGGGGAUUCCUAACGCUGCACACAGUCUGUGACAGCCCACUCCCACCUGGCUAUCUCACUGUACCACUCACUCACACAUUGCUCUCCUAGCAAUAAACACAAUGCACGUGCACUCCCACAGCAGCCAACAGACACUCUUAAUCGAGCAGUGCGCAUGUGUUGGGAUUUCUUGGUCGAACACACAACUAAUCAAUAAUGAUAUUCGUUGACAACAAUUCUCAUAACCAAUUAUUAGCAAUUUUAUCGAUUGCUUGUUAUAACUCUGGUUGAAAUCUGUACUUCAGUUCUAGUCAGUUCUGAUUAUUGCAAAAUCACAUCUCUCCCCUCAUAGAUAUGAUGAAGUAAUACUCCAGUGUCUUGAUGACUAUCAGCCAAGAUACCUCGUUAAUUAUCUCAUGGGCCUAGGGUAAGUGUAAUAUUAGUAAUUGGUAAGUGUGAAAGAAAACUAGUCUGAGGUCAUGUCAAUUAUCACUCCUUGAACACAGGAACAAGGAACAAAAAGGCCAAGGAGCAUUACACAGAGAAAACAUCCUGGAGGUCUGACACGUAUAAACCCUUAUAUAUCUAUAUAGUUUAAUGAAUAACCGUUAUAAUAAGGGUACAAUCUAGGCAUGCAUACGCCCCUGUAUUAAGGGUACAUUACAGCACUCUCCUGUAUAACACCUUAUAUAAUGGUAGGUUCUGGCAUUAGGCAGCAUAGGAAAGGAGUCCGUGAUAACAUGUCAUGUGGUCCAGAGAGAAUAACAACUGUGUAAAAGGGAGUUUCUGUAAUGUGGUAUGUGUUCCUGUCUGUCUUUCCUACCUUGUGUAUAUACAGAGCUAAAUUAAUACUGCUAGAUACUCCUGGGAGACCCUUGAGCUUUUCAGGAUUAUUUAGUAAAGUGUUUACUCAAAGUGAAUUUAAAAUCUAAGGCCAGAACAGCCAAACAGAAAGAAUUCCUGCAAUUUGCAUAUUUCGACUUUUAUUAACUUUAAAUUCUCCCUUUAGUGGAUAAUCGAAAUGGUCAAAAGCUACUCGAAAAAGACUUACACCGAAUGGCCACAAGAUGGCACCAAAUCACUACGAACCUGUAAAAUUAAAGAAGCUCUGUCACUCCUUAGUAUUUCGUAAAGAUUUAUAAAAUACUAAUGCUGACUGUCUUAGAUUUUAAUUUAAAUUCCAACGCAAUCCAAAGAUUCCAUAAAGAAUAGAAGGUAAACAAAAGACAGAGCUCAACCUUCAACUUUUAUCCAAACCCAGCAGCCAUCACAUGUGAUGGCUGUGGGAUUCAGACAUCAUUUAGCUCAUAGUGAGAUGUGAAGAGCCAGGAGCUGAAGAGGGUCCCCUGGAUUAAAUCAACGGUGGCUGUAAAAGACAGCUGCAGAUAAGUGACUGCACCCCAUGGAUACCGGACCCUAACCAUAGAUGACACCUUUAGGUGUCUAUGCAAAGACUGAUCCACUUUAAAAACAUGAGUAUGAAAUAAUUAUAUUAUAUUAAGUAUUAUCUAGAAAGAUAAUGCCAAGUUGGCAUGGAGGGGAAAAGAAUCUUUCUUUUGGGGUCUUCUCAAACAUCUAUAGAACAUAGUUAUUCUGUCAUACUUCUAUAUAAAUAUUAUGCAGAACUGUUUAGGAUUUGAUAAACUGUGAUAGAUACCAUAUGAAAAGCAUUUCCUGAGUAUCACCUUAGAUAUCCAGAGCUCAAACAACAAAUAUGUUGGAGACAUAAUGAUAUACAAGCAGAGUUCCUUUACGAAUCUCACUCUGGAAGAACCUGUAAUAGAGUUCCACAGGCGUAAGAAUGUAGGGUAAAGGCAAAAAGGACAAAUAAAAGAUAUAAUGUUUCUGCCUUAGAGGCCUUAGUUAUGUAUGUAAGGCCUUUAGGCCGAAACAUUGUAUCUUUUUUUUGUCCUCUUUGAUCUCCAAAAAAUAAUUUUUUCCCUUCACCCUACAUUGUGACGCCUGUGGAACUCUAUUUCUUGUUGUUCCUGGUGGGCUGCGGACCCCUCUCCACAGAGCUCCUACAUAAACUUACUUGUGUGCAGCACUCCUUUGACUUUCUGGAAAAACCUGUGUUUACGUAUUACGAGCCAUUGGCAGACAUGAUAUUCUGCUGGCCAAUGAUGAUGUCAUGGUCCAUACAGUUUUGCAGAAAUCGUAAUACUUAGUUCCUUUAAGUCUCAUACUGAAAAUGUAGAUUUCUUGCUGUCUGUCUUACAUUGUAUGUUUGGUGGUAUCUUUCAGCCAUCUAGCAAAUGUAGCUCAUCGUGCACUCCCAGUCAAAGGAAGCACAUCAGAGGUUGCUCAGGUAAGGAAUUUAACUUGAGAGAAUUAGUUUAAUAUAUCAUUUUGUUUUGUACUGUAAAGUCAAUUUGAACACUUUUACCUGAAUGAACAGUUUAUUUCUGAGUGAACCUGAUUUGAACUGAGUGAAAAAUGUUUAUUUUAUUUGAUUGCACAGGUAACAUUUAUGUUUUUUCUACUUCUCAAAGAAAUCUGUGAAUUAUUGGCAGUUUCUGCAGCUGAGUAGCUACAGUUAAAGGGACACUAUAGUCAUCAAAACAACUUAAGCUUAAUGAAGCAGUUAUGGUGUGUAGAUCAUGCCCCUGAAGUCUCACCACUCAAUUCUCCACCACCAGUUAAAUCACUUUUGUUUCUGUUUCUGCAGGCGUAGCCACACCUCCACUGACUGUGACUCACAUAGCCUGCAUGAAAAGAAAUGGUUUCACUUUCAAUCAGAUGUAAUUUACUUUAAAAGCUUUUAUUUCCUGCUCUGUAAAUUAUACACUGCUCAAAAUAGGGUGAACACUUAAACUACAAAAUGUAACUCCAAGUCAAUCACACUUCUGUGAAAUCAAACUGUCCACUUAGGAAGCAACACUGAGUGACAAUCAAUUUCACAUGCUGUUGUGCAAGUGGGAUAGACAACAGGUGGAAAUUAUAGGCAAUUAGCAAGACACCCCCAAUAAAGGAGUUGUUCUGCAGGUGGUGACCACAGGACACUUCUCAGUUCCUAUGCUUCCUGGCUGAUGUUUUGGUCAUGUUUGAAUGGUGGCGGUGCUUUCACUCUAGUGUAGCAUGAGACGGAGUCUACAACCCACACAAGUGGCUCAGGUAGUGCAGCUCAUCCAGGAUGGCACAUCAAUGCGAGCUGUGGCAAGAAGGUUUGCUGUGUCUGUCAGCGUAGUGUACAGAGCAUGGAGGCGCUACAGGAGACAGGCAGGUACAUCAGGAGACGUGGAGGAGGCCGUAGGAGGGCAACAACCCAGCAGCAGGACCGCUACCUCCGCCUUUGUGCAAGGAGGAACAGGAGGAGCACUGCCAGAGCCCUGCAAAAUUACCUCCAGCAGGCCACAAAUGUGCAUGUAUCUGCUCAAACGGUCAGAAACAGACUCCAUGAGGGUGGUAUGAGGGCCCGACGUCCACAGGUGGGGGUUGUGCUUACAGCCCAACACCGUGCAGGACGUUUGGCAUUUGCCAGAGAACACCAAGAUUGGCAAAUUCGCCACUGGCACCCUGUGCUCUUCACAGAUGAAAGCAGGUUCCCACUGAGCACGUGUGACAGAUGUGAGUCUGGAGACGCCGUGGAGAACAUCCUGCUGCCUGCAACAUCCUCCAGCAUGACCAGUUUGGCAGUGGGUCAGUAAUGGUGUGGGGUGGCAUUUCUUUGGGGGGGCCGCUCAGCCCUGCAUGUGCUCGCCAGAGGUAGCCUGACUGCCAUUAGGUACCGAGAUGAGAUCCUCAGACUCCUUGUGAGACCAUAUGCUAGUGCAGUUGGCCCUGGGUUCCUCCUAAUGCAAGACCUCAUGUGGCUGGAGUGCGUCAGCAGUUCCUACAAGACGAAGGCAUUGAUGCUAUGGACUGGCCCGCCCGUUCCCCAGACCUGAAUCCAAUUGAGCACAUCUGGGACAUCAUGUUUCACUCCAUGCACCGUCACGUUGCACCACAGACUGUCCAGGAUUUGGCAGAUGCUUUAGUCCAGGUCUGGGAGAAGAUCCCUCAGGAGACCAUCCGUCACCUCAUCAGGAGCAUGUACAGGCGUUGUAGGGAGGUCAUACAGGCAUGUGGAGGCCACACACACUACUGAGCCUCAUUGUGACUUGUUUUAAGGACAUUACAUCAAAGUUGGAUCAGCCUGUAGUGUGUUUUUCCACUUUAAUUUUGAGUGUGACUCCAAAUCCAGACCUCCAUCGGUUGAAAAAUGUGAUUUCCAUUUUUUAAUUUGUGAUUUUGUUGUCAGCACAUUCAACUAUGUAAAGAACAAAGUAUUUCAGAAGAAUAUUUAAUUCAUUCAGAUCUAGAAUGUGUUAUUUUUGUGUUCCCUUUAUUUUUUUUGAGCAGUGUACUUUAAUUACAUACAAGAGGCUUCUGCAGGGUCUAGAAAGAUAUUAACAGAGCAGGAAAUAUGAAAUUUUAAAUUAAACAUUAUUUUCAAUACAGGAAGUGUAAACAUUAGAGGACUCUUUUCAGGAAGUGUUGGAAGGCUGUGUAAGUCAUAUGCAGGGAGGUGUGACUAGGGCUGCAUAAACAAAGUGAUUUAACUCCCAAAUGGCAGAAAAUUGAGCAGUGAGACUGCAGCAGCAUGAUCUGCACACCAAAACUGCUUCAUUGAGCUAGUUGUUUUGGUGACUAUAGUGUCCCUUUAAGAAUGCUGAAACCCAGCAAGCCAAUGGCAGCUGUGACACAGCUAUCAGCAUGCCAAGUCAUUUCAUUCAUAUUGUGUGUCUAAGUUAUUCCCCCCUUUCUUUAAUGAGUAAAACUCUCAACUGCUGAACUAUGCAUAUCUUAUAAAGCCUUGGAAUAUGCAUGGUACUACCAUAUACAACCAAUGAUAGGACCAAACCUCCUCUCCAAGGAUGGUCAGUUCCAACUCUUAAAUUACAUUCAUUAAAAAAGAUAUUGAUGAGCUUAUGAAUACUAAUGGUGUGAUUUUGCCAACUAUGUCAUUUGGUGUAGAUCUCAGUAUAUUGCCUGUACAUGUUUGUGAUUCAUUUCAACAUGACUUUAUAGAAACCCAUAAUGGUCCAUGCCGUAUCAUUCUGGCUUUGGAGCGCAGUGGUUCAGGUGUCCACUCCUGCACUCAAAUGGACACUAAAAAAGCUGUAGACUCUAACUCCUACCACUCUCAUCCAAUAGUCACUUUAAUGGAUUGGUUGAUACAGUUCUCCCAAACCUAAUGUGGAUAAUUACUUAUGGGGACAUUAAAGAGUUACUUCAAGCACUAUGACCAUUUCAGUGAUUUAAGUGGUGGUCAUGGUGCCUGGAGUCUGAAUGUGGAUUGUAUCAAAAACCCAUUCAGAAAUUUAAAGUAGUGCCAUUAAGCACAAAUACUAACAAAUAUACUAUGUGAUGAGCUUUAAUGUGCAUAUAUUCUCUUUUGUGGUUCACCACCAAUCUUCUAAAAAUACUAGUUGAGAUCUUAUUUUUUUUUAAAGUGUCUCUAAUACAAAAGUGGUGUAAAGUUCUAUAUGUUGAUCAGUCACCACAGAAAACAAUGGAAUCAGCAAGAAUAUUUGCACUGAUUUCUGCUUGCCCACUUUCAUGAGCAACAAGUUUAGAAACUUUCCUAGUAAUGCUUUAACAUCUCUCUACAGGCUCGCCUUCUCUUUUUCAACAAUGUACAGAUGGUACUUGCCAAUACGAUGAAACUUCUCGGUAUUACACCAGUGACUAAUAUGUAACUUAAACUAUUCAUGGUAUGUCAAUGCUGCUUUUUAUUUCUUAGUAAACUUAAUUUUGAUCUAAAGCGUUUGCAUCUUUGUUUUUAGUUAGCUGACUUGUUUUAAGGGACACUCAAAGCACUAAAACCACAGCAUCUAAAUUAAGUUAUGGUGCCGGGAGAACCCCGGAGACACUCUUACCGCAAGAGUUUAACCAGAAAGUUGCCUCAAGUGGUGUUGUCUACUCCUCACCAGAUGGCAUCCAGCUUCUGAUAUUUCAGUUUUGGAAGCAUGGAGUACCAAUGGGCACCAAAUGCCACCUGGAGGGGGGAGGGUAGGAGUGGAUAUCGCCGCAGAAGGCAACUUUGUGGUUAAACAGUUUGGAGAAUAGUUUAACCUCUUAAAGGUAAGUGCCUCCAAGAGGCACUGAAAGUGCCUGAAAGUUCAGUUUAUGCCAUUAUAGUGCUCCUGGUUAUUUUCCUGAAGACACCUUGAAUAACUACUGAACCAGAUGAGCCAUUCAAGUAACAAGCUGUUUACACAGUUUGGUGAAAUGCUGCUACAGUUUAGAGCCAACUUAUAGGUUUAAAACAAAUUUAAAUGCGAUAAUAUACUACACCAUGAUGUUCUUAUAUUUGUGUGUUAUUCAGACUAUAACCAGUACUAUACAGUAAAGUUUAAUUACCUGGAGGUAACUCAACCAUUGUUUGUACCAUCACCUUUUUUUGUGUUUCAUGUCUAAGUAUUAGUGUAAUAGGAGUGACAUUACACUAGGGUGGCUUUUUGUGUUGCACUGGGUUGUAGAUUUUAUCAGCAUUAUCCAUUAAUACACUUCUAC
This is a messenger RNA of Pelobates cultripes (western spadefoot toad), 33831 nucleotides long. Lineage: Eukaryota; Metazoa; Chordata; Amphibia; Anura; Pelobatidae. The record is from the annotation of a GenBank genome assembly.